This is a messenger RNA of Arabidopsis arenosa, 2373 nucleotides long. Lineage: Eukaryota; Viridiplantae; Streptophyta; Magnoliopsida; Brassicales; Brassicaceae. The record is from the annotation of a GenBank genome assembly.
CUCUUCUUUAAGAUUCUCCUUCUCUUCCAUGUGCGUGUUUCUGUGCUUUUGAAGCCAACGAUGACGAUGAAGAUGAUGUCUUUGAAUUGAAACCAAAUUCGUCCCUACGAUUGUUUCUUCUGAGUUUUGAUUUCAGAUCUCGCUUUUUUUUCCGAUUUCUUCAAUCAUCAUGGCUUACCUGAUGUAGUAAUUUGGGAAUCUAAUUCAUUCUCAAAGCUCGAGUUUUUAUAGAAGUUGUGUGUGUUCUCUUGCGUUUCAUGAUCAGUCUAGGUAUUUGCUUUAUCCGGUUCGUGUUGGUUUUAGACAUAGGCACUGGUCUUGAAGGUCUCUCUUCGGCUACUGCUUCUGUUGUUUACCAAAAGAAGCCUUUUUUGGUUUCUUCUUCUGUUUCAUGUCGAGGAACUUAGACAGUCCUGUUCAGACACAAAUGGCAGUGGCAGUGUUUAAGACUCCCCUUACUGGGGCUAAUAAGAUGGAAGGGAAGCAGCAUCAUAAACAUCAGCAUCUUCAGAGGCAAUCAUCGGGGAGGCGGGUUUUCGUGCAAACCGAAACUGGUUGUGUUUUGGGGAUGGAGUUGGAUCGUAGUGAUAAUGUUCAUACUGUUAAAAGGAGGCUUCAGAUUGCUCUUAAUUUCCCUACUGAGGAAAGUUCUUUGACUUAUGGUGAUAUGGUGUUGACGAAUGAUUUGAGUGCUGUGAGGAAUGAUUCUCCGCUUCUGCUGAAACGGAAUUUUAUGCAUAGAAGUUCGUCUACUCCUUGUCUUUCGCCUACUGGGAGGGAUUUGCAACAGAAAGAUCGAAGUGGUCCUAUUGAGAUACUAGGCCAUUCGGAUUGCUUUUCGAUUGUUAAACAUAUGGUGAAGGACAUUGUUAAGGCGAUGAAGAUGGGUGUUGAACCGCUUCCUGUUCAUAGCGGGCUUGGAGGUGCAUAUUAUUUUAGGAACAAAAGGGGUGAGAGUGUUGCGAUUGUCAAGCCGACAGAUGAAGAGCCGUUUGCACCUAACAAUCCUAAAGGCUUUGUUGGGAAAGCCCUUGGGCAACCUGGAUUAAAGUCUUCGGUGCGAGUUGGGGAAACCGGGUUUAGAGAAGUUGCUGCUUAUCUUCUUGAUUAUGGUCGCUUUGCUAAUGUCCCUCCAACUGCUCUUGUGAAGAUAACUCAUUCUGUAUUCAAUGUCAAUGAUGGGGUGAAAGGGAACAAGCCUCGGGAGAAGAAGCUGGUUAGUAAGAUUGCUUCUUUCCAGAAGUUUGUGGCUCAUGAUUUCGAUGCUAGCGAUCAUGGCACUUCAAGCUUCCCUGUAGCUUCUGUGCACCGCAUUGGUAUAUUGGACAUAAGGAUCUUCAACACAGACCGUCAUGGUGGGAAUCUUUUGGUGAAGAAGCUUGAUGGAGUCGGAAUGUUUGGUCAAGUGGAGCUUAUUCCAAUUGACCAUGGUCUCUGCCUGCCAGAAACACUUGAGGAUCCUUAUUUUGAGUGGAUUCAUUGGCCUCAGGCAUCAUUACCAUUCUCUGAUGAAGAGCUUGACUACAUACAAAGUCUUGAUCCAUUGAAAGACUGUGACAUGCUUAGAAGAGAACUUCCAAUGAUUAGAGAGGCGUGUCUUCGGGUUCUUGUUCUCUGUACUAUUUUCCUCAAAGAAGCUGCUUCUUAUGGGCUGUGUCUUGCUGAGAUUGGCGAGAUGAUGACUCGGGAAUUUCGACCAGGAGAAGAAGAGCCAAGUGAACUGGAGGUUGUGUGUAUUGAAGCCAAGAGAUCAGUCACUGAACGCGAUGUUUUCUCUCCAAGGUCAGAUGUAGUAGGAGAAGCAGAGUUUCAGUUCGAUCUAGACUGUGAUGAUUUAGAAUCAGUCUACAGUUCCAAGAUACAACUAACCGAUGACUACUUCACCAAAAACCCUUUUUCAAACGGACGUUCUUCACUCGGGAAGCUUGAAGAAAGCAUCAAGGAAGAAGAAGAAGAUGAAGAAGAAGAAGAGGACAAAACUGAAAAUGCUGUCCCUAUGAUCAUUAUGAAAGACAGUUUUUUUAGUUCAGCUGCUUUUCAUGACAAAGCUCCAUCUCUUUCAAAGCUUUCAACUUCAAUGAAGAACACACAUCUUAGCGACACAGCACGUAAACACCCAAAACCCUUAACCAGAGGCAAAUCCGAGAACACAUCGUCUGGUCACAAAAGCGCAAACGAACAGCUUCCAGUGAGUGCAAGCUUUGUGAAAGUAGCAGACAUGAAAGAAGACGAGUGGGUUCUCUUCCUAGAGAGGUUCCAAGAGUUACUUGGACCGGCUUUCGCAAAACGCAAAACCGCAACGUUGAGUAAGAGACAGAGACUUGGCACUUCAUGCCAGUUUUGAGAGUCGUAUAGUAAAAAGUAAAACUCGAG